Molecule: messenger RNA, 261 nt
Organism: Sporothrix schenckii 1099-18
Lineage: Eukaryota; Fungi; Ascomycota; Sordariomycetes; Ophiostomatales; Ophiostomataceae
Exons: 1
Coding region: 1-261 (86 amino acids)
Source: RefSeq, a predicted model, not a curated record
AUGAAAACAGCAAGCCAGGAACAAGACGACGAAAAGGAACGACGACAUGAACACACAAGCGUAAGAAAACAAAGACCAACGGGCCAUCCGGAACUAGUGGCAAAAGACGAUACAACGAUACAAUACGGCCACGGGCGGGCAAGAUCACCCCCCAACAAGACGACGAGAACACUGCACAAUACAAAGGCCGAAAGAGCGGAGAUGCAGGCUGUUGAUCGAACUUGUGAUGGUUGGACGUGGGUUGGGGGCGGAGAGGGGUAG